AUGAAGCCCUCCUCCCUCUUGUUGGUUGACGUCAAGUCUCCAUUGGUGAAGGUGUCGUAUGUUACUGUUUGGUUUCAUCCCGUGAGCACAACUCUUGUGUGCUCGUUUGUCUGGUUGGCAUCUCUGUUGCUCGAAGUUGAAGGUGAUGUGGGCACACAGAUUCUUCUGUGUGCUAAAAGUUCGACUUCUCCCUGUCCCGACAAAGGAAACUCUGUCGUUCAUUGUGCAGAUAAUGCCAAGAAAGAUAGGAAGACUGCCUUUCUUCAAUCUUGUGCUAAACAAGCAAGCUGCAGUGGAAGAAUUGCGGGCUUUGGAAAAGACUUUGUACUUGCGACUUGGUUAAUUUGCCUCCUGAAAAAUCUAUCAUUGGUUGUUGAUGGGCCAACAAAAUUAAGACCCAGUCAAAUGGUUCAGUAGAAUGGUAUAAGGGGUGACUUGUUGCCAAAUGGUUCACUCAGGAGUAUGGGAUUGAUUGUGGAAAAACAUUUUCACCAGUGGCCACAACACAAGGUCCACCUGGAUAUUCUCAUCCACAACAUAAGGUGUGUAGUACUCGAUGUGCAUUAUAUGGUCUCAAGCAAACACCAUGAGACUCAUAAUUUAAAUUUAGCUCCAUUGUCAUUAAACUUGGUUUUCAAUCUUGCCCCCAUGACCAUGCUCAAUUUGUUCACCCUAAAGUCAAAUCUUUCUUUUGCUUUAUGUUGAUGAUAUAAUUAUCACUAGCAGUGAUGCUCAAGGUAUUACAGACUUGCAACACUCACUUCAUCAACGGUUGGGGAUGAAAAUUCUAGGCUCUUUAUUUUAUUUUCUUGGCCUAGAGGUCUAGUCAGAGUGUUCAGGUUACUAUCUUUCUCAAGCUAAAUGUGCUACAGACCGUUUGUCCCAUUCUGGUUUUACUAGCAGUAAAAGUUGUUUCUACUCCAAUUGAGACUAAUGUAAAAUUCACUCCAAUGGAUGGUAUGCCUCUUGAUGAUCCUAGUCUUUAUCGUUAGUUAAUGGGAAAUCUCAUUUUAUCUCACACUUACCCAGCUAACAUAGCUUUAUGCAGAUCACGCUGUUAGUCAAUUUGUGUCUGCUUCUAGGUCUACUCAUUUUACUGCAGUCUUGCAUAUUCUUCAUUAUGUCAAAGGCAACCUUAUUUCAUGGUCUUCAUUUUUCUACUCACUGGUCUCUUGUCCUCAUAGUUUACUUAGAAUUAGAUGGCAAUUUAGCUGACAAUCCUACUGAUAGACACUCUACCAUUGGUCCAUUGGUUAUUGCUUUUUCUUCUUUGAUUCCCUCAUCUCAUUACAUAAUAAGAAGCAAUCAGUUACUUCAUAAUCCAGUAGUUAAGCCGAGUGUCAUGCAAUUCUUAAUACUGCUUAUAAGCUUCCUUGGUUAUGGUGGUUAAAUGGGUGCUCCACAAUCUUCUAACACUAUGAUAAUAGAAAUGCCAUUCAAAUUGCCAUAAUUAUGUUUUUUAUGAGCAGACCAGCACAUUGUUCCUGGUGCUAUUCAACUUGUUGCUACAAAAUUCUCAAAAACCAAACUACUAACAUUUUCCCUAAGGCUUGUUCACCUGGGCGCUUUCAGGAGUUUGCAAACUCAAGUUGGUAGAUCUUCCAUCCUCUUGAGUUUGAGGGGGGAUGUUAACAUAAUCUUAGAAUAUCUCAAGAUUAUUGGAAUAUUUCUUAGUUUAUCAUCUUGAAUAUUUAGAAUAUCUUAGAAUGUUCUUUUAUAUGUUUCCUAAUUGGUCAUGUAAAGACUUGAAUAUAAACUAACAUGUAAAAGAAUGCAGUUCUCAAAGCUCUUGUGUUUGUGUUUUGUUGACCUCAGAUUUUUACUUAUGACAUUUGCAUAGACACUAAGACGCAAA
Molecule: messenger RNA, 1855 nt
Organism: Diospyros lotus (date-plum)
Lineage: Eukaryota; Viridiplantae; Streptophyta; Magnoliopsida; Ericales; Ebenaceae
Exons: 3
Coding region: 1-417 (138 amino acids)
Source: RefSeq, a predicted model, not a curated record